Molecule: messenger RNA, 531 nt
Organism: Cygnus atratus (black swan)
Lineage: Eukaryota; Metazoa; Chordata; Aves; Anseriformes; Anatidae
Product: dickkopf-related protein 3-like
Exons: 3
Coding region: 1-531 (176 amino acids)
Biological process (GO): multicellular organism development; negative regulation of canonical Wnt signaling pathway
Cellular component (GO): extracellular region
Molecular function (GO): co-receptor binding; receptor antagonist activity
Source: RefSeq, a predicted model, not a curated record
AUGCAGCCGGCCCUGGCCCUCCUCUGCCUCAGUGCCACGCUCCUGCCCGCCGCCUCCGGCCACCUCUGGGCCUGGAUGUACUCCCUGCCCCGGCACCCCCCGGACGAGGCCGCGCUGGGCAGGAGAGCGGGGCCUGGGGACAACCUGGAGGAGGUGACAGCGUGCGGCCCUGACAGCCCCUGCGCCCGCGGGCACUUCUGCGACGAGCACUUCGGGCUGUGCCUGCCCGCGCGCCCCGCGGGGCAGUACUGCCGCCACGACGCCCACUGCGCCCACGGCCUGCUCUGCAUGUUCGGGAAGUGCCAGCAGCCCGUGCCCGACGGGCAGGAGGGAGCCCGGUGCCGUCGGGACGAGGACUGCGGGCCGGGCGGCUGCUGCGCGCGGCGGCACGGCGAGCGGGUGUGCCAGCAGCGGCUGGCACCGGGGCAGGGCUGCCACGUCCCCCCCGGGGGCCUGGCCUUCAGCAUCAACCAGGUGUGCCCCUGCCAGGCCGGGCUGGUGUGCCGGGCCUCCACGCCCCAGCGAGAGUGA